UCGCUGCCCGUUGCUUGCUACUCGUCGCUCGCGGUGUGCUGUUGCGCCUCUGCCUUUGAUCCAGGUUGAUUGCUAUGGCAGGCUGCACAGUGCCAGUCGAGCCUCGGGUGCUGCUCUUUUGGAGUGCCCUUUGAUCUUUACAAUAUGUCCUCCGCCAUCGCGGCCAUUUCUCUCUCUCUCACUCUCUCUUGGAUAUCUAUCCGUCAGUUUAAAGUACGCACUCGCAUCAGUAUGCAUCGCUCCAUCCAUCCGUGGUGCGGGACUCCACACACUCCUUGUGGCUCUCUUCAUACGCUGUAUUCAGGAGGAAAUGGGACACUUGCCCACAGCCCAUAUGAUAGCAUGUCUGUGAUGGCGUUUGUCCAACUAUACCAUAAGAAAUAAAAUCAAAUCACUUUGGCAGCCUCCGAGUGAACACCGCCGGUCACUCUCCGGUCUCCACAAUCGACCUGCACACUGUUCUCGGAGU
Messenger RNA from Polychytrium aggregatum, 469 nucleotides. RefSeq lists its product as uncharacterized. Bases 145 to 384 code for a protein of 79 amino acids. The record is from RefSeq and is a predicted model, not a curated record. Lineage: Eukaryota; Fungi; Chytridiomycota; Chytridiomycetes; Polychytriales. The transcript has a single exon.